UGACGGACGGAAGAAAGGGUUGAGGAGUGAGGACACACACCCGCCCAAGUGACCAACCCUUUAUUCUUGUGAGGGAAACCUGAAAGCUGAGUUCCAAAGCCACAAGUGAGCAAGACCGGGGAAGAAGAUAAAAGGAAGGGAAAUAGCACUCUCCUGAAAGAAGAUCUAACUCCAAACUGAGACCGGCAGACGAGAGGAAGAGGAAGAGGAAGAGGAAGAACAGAAGAAAAGAGAAGCAAACCUCAUAUAAUAUGAGAUCGAGCUACAUUAAUUUAAUUUGUUUAUAAGAGGCAUUCAAGAUAUAUAUAAAAAAAAAAAAAAAAAAAAGAGAGAGACAAAAAGGAGAAUGGGGAGAGGACGAGUUGAGCUGAAGAGGAUCGAGAACAAGAUAAAUCGUCAGGUCACGUUUGCGAAACGAAGGAAUGGACUUCUCAAGAAAGCGUACGAGCUCUCUGUUCUCUGUGAUGCUGAGGUUGCUCUUAUCAUCUUCUCUAACCGAGGCAAGCUUUAUGAGUUUUGUAGCAGCUCUAGCAUGAUCAAGACGCUGGAAAGGUAUAAAAAAUGUAGUUAUGGUACACUGGAAGCCAGCCAACCACCCAAGGAGACACAGAGCAGCUACCAGGAGUAUUUGAAGCUAAAAGCAAAAGUUGAGGUUUUGCAACGAUCUCAGAGAAACCUUCUUGGGGAAGAUUUGGGCCCACUAAAUUCAAAGGAGCUUGAGCAGCUUGAGCAUCAGCUUGAUAUGUCCUUGAAACUAAUCAGAUCAACAAAGACACAAUUAAUGUUAGAUCAGCUUUCUGACCUUCAACGAAGGGAGCAUAUGCUUCAAGAAGCAAACAGAGCCUUAAGAAGGAAGUUUGAUGAAAGCAAUGCAGAAAACCCCCUUCGAGAGGCGUGGGAAGCGGGCGGGGCAAACAUCCAUUACAAUCGCCAGUCAUCUCAUUCAGAGGGAUUCUUCCAACCUCUGGAAUGCAAUUCAACGCUCCUAAUCGGAUAUAAUCCUAAUGGUCCAGAUCAGAUUACUGUUGCUGCAACUCAGGCCCAAAACGUCAAUGGGUUCAUUCCUGGAUGGAUGCUUUGAGUUAAUUCUCUAGGUAAUGAUCAUGGAGUGAAUUUAUAUUCUGCUUAUGAAGAAAAUAUCUACCAUUAUAUUCUGGUUUGUGGAAGGCUUAAUUAUCUUCUCGAAGUGGAGGACAAUAAUAAAAGUAAAUGGGAUUAUCCAAGAAAGACAAAAAAGACUUGUUUGCAUUUUUAACUAUAGGACUACAAAGUCUCUAGCUUUGCUAUUUUUCUUUUGGUAAUGAGUCUGUACCCAUGAUGUGGUGUAGAUGCCAAUGUAAUAAUCCUAAAUGACUACUUAUCUAUCUUCCUCUUAAACUCUUUGGAGGAAAACUACUGUACUGUAACACUUCACUUCAAUCUUCUUGAAUAUUGCUUGAUGGACAA
Molecule: messenger RNA, 1446 nt
Organism: Macadamia integrifolia
Lineage: Eukaryota; Viridiplantae; Streptophyta; Magnoliopsida; Proteales; Proteaceae
Product: agamous-like MADS-box protein MADS2
Exons: 9
Coding region: 347-1081 (244 amino acids)
Biological process (GO): positive regulation of transcription by RNA polymerase II
Cellular component (GO): nucleus
Molecular function (GO): DNA-binding transcription factor activity, RNA polymerase II-specific; RNA polymerase II cis-regulatory region sequence-specific DNA binding; protein dimerization activity
Source: RefSeq, a predicted model, not a curated record